Prunus armeniaca (apricot) is the source of this 828-nucleotide messenger RNA. The record is from the annotation of a GenBank genome assembly. Lineage: Eukaryota; Viridiplantae; Streptophyta; Magnoliopsida; Rosales; Rosaceae.
AUGGGUUCUGAGGUCAUACAUGAAUUGCUACUGAGUUUUGUUGAAGCUGGAGCUAAUGUGUUGAGACUAAAAGGAAGGGGGUUUCUUGGACCUGCUUUCUUCCUCACUCAGUUGAGCCAUAUUAAUUCUCCUGCAAUGGCUGUUCUAUGUAUGGCAUGCAGUCAGGGAAUUGAUGCAUUCUCACAAUCUGGUCUAUAUUCAAACCAUCAAGAUAUUGCUCCACGAUAUUCUGGUGUCUUGCUUGGUCUGUCCAAUACUGCAGGAGUGCUCGCCGGCGUCUUUGGAACGGUAUCGACUGGCUACAUCUUGCAACAUGGUUCUUGGGAUGACGUAUUCAAGGUCUCAGUAGGCCUUUAUCUGUUUGGAACUGUUGUCUGGAAUCUUUUCUCCACCGGGCUAAAAGAAGGAAGAAGGCCAUAUGUUAUUCCUGUGGGUGGAUCAAACUCCCUAGGAACUUGGGGGUAUAUUGAAGCAAUUCGAGAGAUUGAGGAGCAGUUUCAGAGUGGGAUCGACAAAGUCCAUGCCUUUUCUGUCUAUGAUGACCCUGAUUACUUCUACGACUAUGUUCAAGGCCUACUUGAUGGACUUGAGGCAGGUGUUGAUUCACGUGAUAUUGUUAACAUUCAAAAUGCCAAAGGUCUGGGCUAUGCAAUAAACACGUCUCAGGAGCUUAAGUUUGUCACGGAGAUUGCUGCGACCACUGGGAUUGUUCUGGAUCCAGUUUACAGUGGCAAAGCUGCUUAUGGAAUGUUGAAAGACAUGGCUGAGAAUACAAAGAAGUGGGAAGGAAGAAAGAUCCUCUUCAUACAAAGAGCUUCCCAGCCAUAA